Rosa chinensis is the source of this 2043-nucleotide messenger RNA. Its product is annotated as 3-hydroxy-3-methylglutaryl-coenzyme A reductase 1. Gene Ontology annotation, cellular component: peroxisomal membrane; endoplasmic reticulum membrane. The transcript has a single exon. Bases 152 to 1936 code for a protein of 594 amino acids. Gene Ontology annotation, biological process: isoprenoid biosynthetic process; sterol biosynthetic process; coenzyme A metabolic process. NCBI's taxonomy places the organism in Eukaryota, Viridiplantae, Streptophyta, Magnoliopsida, Rosales, Rosaceae. The record is from RefSeq and is a predicted model, not a curated record. Gene Ontology annotation, molecular function: hydroxymethylglutaryl-CoA reductase (NADPH) activity; protein binding.
UUUAUAUCAAACUCAAAACCAACACAGAAAACAACAAGAACGGGAAUUCAAGCCUUCUUGUUCAGUUUUCCAAAGCUUACUUUUCUCUCUUCGAUCUCUUCCGUCUGACCCACGGCGGCUUGUCUAUCAUCUUCCACAUCCAACACAUAAGAUGGAAGUCGGAAAGAGAUCGGCGAUGGAGCAUAACACCAAGUCAGGCAAGCCUUUAAAAAUGAAAGUCAAGUUUGUCGACGAUGAAAAGGAUGUCGUCAAAGCCACAGACGCCUUGCCUCUGCCUCUGUACCUGACAAAUGCGGUCUUCUUCACUCUCUUUUUCUCCGUCGUCUACUUCUUGCUCACAAGCUGGCGUGAGAAGAUACGUACCAACACUCCUCUUCAUAUCAUAGAUCUCUCCGAGAUCGUUGCGAUCAUUGCAUUUGUAGCAUCCUUCAUCUACCUCCUUGGCUUCUUCGGCAUGGAUUUCGUUCAGUCCCUCAUUCUCCAGCCCAGUAAUGACAUUUGGGCUGCCGACGAUGAUGAAGAUAUUAUUCUUAAGGAGGAUGCUCGCAAAAUCCCUUGUGGCCAGGCCAUUGAUUGUUCAAUUCCCAAAAUGGCUCCGAUUGCUUCACCAAAAGCUGUUCCUAAAGUUGCCCCAAAAGUGUUUGAAGAAAAGGCAAUGAUCGAGACACCACCACCUACUGAAAAAGACGAAGAGAUUAUAAAGGCAGUGGUUGCCGGAACCAUUCCUUCAUACUCACUCGAGUCAAAGCUCGGCGACUGCAAGAGGGCAGCCUCUAUUAGGCGUGAGGCUUUGCAGAGAGUUACAGGCAAGUCUUUGGAGGGGUUGCCUUUGGAAGGCUUUGAUUACGAGUCCAUCUUGGGUCAGUGUUGCGAAAUGCCAGUUGGGUAUAUUACCAUUCCUGUUGGGAUUGCUGGGCCUCUCAUGCUUGAUGGAACAGAGUUCUCUGUCCCCAUGGCCACCACUGAAGGUUGCUUGGUGGCGAGUACCAACCGCGGUUGCAAAGCUAUUAACUUGUCUGGUGGAGCUUCAAGUGUGCUAUUGAAAGAUGGAAUGACCAGAGCUCCUGUUGUCAGAUUCAACUCUGCUAAAAGAGCUGCUGAGUUGAAGUUCUACAUGGAAGACCCUGCCAAUUAUGAAACCAUUUCCAUGGUUUUCAACAAAUCAAGCCGAUUCGGUAGACUUCAGACGGUCAAGUGUGCCGUUGCUGGGAAGAACCUGUACAUGAGAUUCUGCUGCAGCACCGGUGAUGCUAUGGGGAUGAACAUGGUCUCUAAAGGUGUUCAAAACGUUCUUGAUUUCCUCCAGAAUGACUUCCCUGACAUGGAUGUCAUUGGCAUUUCUGGUAACUACUGCUCAGACAAAAAGCCUGCUGCUGUUAACUGGAUUGAAGGUCGUGGCAAAUCUGUGGUUUGUGAGGCCGUGAUCAAGGGAGACAUAGUGACAAAGGUGUUGAAAACCAACGUGGCGGCCUUGGUGGAGCUUAACAUGCUCAAGAACCUUACUGGUUCUGCCAUGGCUGGUGCUCUUGGUGGGUUCAAUGCUCAUGCCAGUAACAUUGUUUCUGCAGUCUACCUUGCAACUGGCCAAGACCCUGCUCAGAACAUCGAAAGUUCUCACUGCAUCACCAUGAUGGAAGCCAUCAAUGAUGGAAAGGAUCUUCACGUCUCUGUAACCAUGCCUUCUAUUGAAGUUGGUACAGUAGGAGGAGGUACCCAACUUGCAUCGCAGUCGGCUUGUUUAAACUUGCUUGGAGUGAAGGGUGCUAACAGAGAGGCACCAGGAUCAAACGCAAGGCAGUUGGCUUGUGUUGUGGCUGGUUCUGUUCUUGCUGGAGAGCUAUCUCUGAUGUCAGCUAUUGCAGCUGGUCAACUUGUUAAGAGCCACAUGAAGUACAACCGAUCGAGCAAAGAUGUCACAACUGUUGCUUCCUCUUAAGAGCUAGAACCUUGAACCUCAAGAAAUUUUGCGACAUAUCUCUUUGUAAAUUACUUCAAGUCUAAUCUUUUAUCUCAUGUUAAUAAAUUUUUUCUUUAUUACUCAAA